This is a messenger RNA of Drosophila miranda, 1872 nucleotides long. Its product is annotated as guanylate kinase-associated protein mars-like. The coding region runs from base 328 to 1872 and encodes 514 amino acids. The record is from RefSeq and is a predicted model, not a curated record. Gene Ontology annotation, biological process: signaling; mitotic spindle organization; centrosome localization. Gene Ontology annotation, molecular function: microtubule binding. The transcript is spliced from 3 exons. Gene Ontology annotation, cellular component: nucleus; spindle pole centrosome; cytoplasm. Lineage: Eukaryota; Metazoa; Arthropoda; Insecta; Diptera; Drosophilidae.
AAUAUACCGCUAAAAAUUAUUGUGUAAAAAAAGCACUACCUUUAAAAAAACUGCAUACAAAAUACCAGAUUAAAUUGUUAAACAAAUUCCAAGUCCCCAAUCUAUCAAAAAAAGUUUCCUUGCCAGGUAAAAAAGAGUUUAAAUAAAGGGGCUUAAGUGGGCUAAGUUCGUUUUUUCAUCGGUAUGGCACGCUGAAAAGGCGCCAUUCUUAAGAAGCGUCCCUCCAUUUUUUUUAAACUCCUAAAUAAUUACUGCUCGACGGCAUAAUGCAGCGCCACAGGGAAUUAUAUAAACAGCAAUCACUUGCUUUCAGCCCACGCAAUUUCAAUGAGCAGAACCGGGAACUCCAGAAUGCGGCGCUUUCAAAGCAACCGCAUUAUUAGUGUUAGUCCAACUCCCGUCAAGCGUGCGGCACCUAUACCGCCCGCAGAGGAGGCGCAGCCACGCCUUACCUAUGUCGCUCCUCCUAAGGAGAAUCGAAAACCAGAGCUGCCUCAGCAGCAGAGGAACCCCACCCGGGACCUUUACAUAAAGCGCUUCGUGGAUUGGAAGGCUGCCAGGAAGGAACAAACAAAGAACGAGCAAAUUGCUCGUCGUGGUCAAAAGAUGUUCACAUAUAAAACCGAAACACUUAAACCUGCGACAAACCCCCAGAAAGAGCAGGAGAACGCUCCGGCAUUUGUGCCGCCAAAAAGGCACUCCUUAUAUGUUUUGGCAAAAAAAUCUCAGUGUACGCAGACGGCAGCGGAGAGGAAACAGCCUUUGGCAACCCAAUUGCGUACCCAGGGUCAUCCAUCGCGUCCUCAACCGGUCACUGUGAAGACCCAAACAUCAAACAUGAAACAUCAAACAUCAGCAAGGAAUGUCCAGCCAGCCACAGUGAAGCCUGCACCUUCACGUGCAUUGCCCUUGAAGCCUACAGCAGGCCCAAAGCCCAAGGCAGCAGAUUUGGUCGUUGGACCUUCUGCAAAUGGCGUUGUUCAUUUGCCAAAUGUGAGGACGCAACCAUUCGAAAAGCCGGCCGUGAGUAAGCCCACCUUAAAAAUACCAGCAGUGAAACCAACGCCCAUUCAAGGAGGCGGCGGAGGGGGAGCUGCGGGAAAAUUUAAGUCGACCGCAGUAGCAAAAGGGCCGGCAAUAAAAAACAAGCUUGCCAGCCAAUUGUCGACCAGAAUGAAGGCCAAGAGCAACGUCAGCAAGUACGUAGGUCUUCAAAAGAAUGUUCGAAAUCGGCCGGAGCUGAUGAGAGAGUUGGUUGAGGCUGGGACCACUGAACUCCCACUGCCUCCCAAUACGCCGCUGGAAGAGAAGAUAAGUUUCCCUGCUCUGGCCACAAACAGCAUGUAUUUGCCCGGUGAGGAGUAUCCUGUUGCCAAUCGGCGGGCCCUCGAGUCGGUGCUCUACUUUCGCCUACAGCUGGAGAAUGAGAUUCGACGACUGCGAGAUAUCUGCAGCGAGUGGGAAGCCUAUAGCAAGGAGAAUGAGGCGCAUCUGGUUGAGACGGGCGGCAUAGAUAUGAUCAAUGUGGCAAUUGGACAGACAAAUUUGCUCUCUACCAAGAAAUUGAUGCAGUUCAGCGGUCUGAUUGACCGUUGCGAGGCGGGAGCUACGGGCAAGAACCAUCGACCCUACGAUGGCAGCGAGGAGACGAAACCCGUCCAGGCAGAGGAUCUGGAAGGGUGGUGGGACAUGCUGCGACUCCAGAGUGAGAAUGUUGACAAGCGCUUUGAUAACUUGAAGCGAUGGAAACAGAACAAUUGGCAGGACCCCGAUGCAGUUGAGGAAUCGAAAAUACCAGCCAAGCCUUUGGAAACGAUUCCUUCUGGACUAUCGGGUAUUGUUGUUGCUCCGUGCGUAAUGAAUAACGCGUAG